Messenger RNA from Aspergillus saccharolyticus JOP 1030-1, 847 nucleotides. Its product is annotated as signal recognition particle 14 kDa protein. The record is from RefSeq and is a predicted model, not a curated record. Lineage: Eukaryota; Fungi; Ascomycota; Eurotiomycetes; Eurotiales; Aspergillaceae. Gene Ontology annotation, cellular component: signal recognition particle, endoplasmic reticulum targeting. Gene Ontology annotation, molecular function: endoplasmic reticulum signal sequence receptor activity; 7S RNA binding. Gene Ontology annotation, biological process: SRP-dependent cotranslational protein targeting to membrane. The transcript is spliced from 2 exons. The coding region runs from base 177 to 581 and encodes 134 amino acids.
CAUAAAUAGAAGCAUAUGAUAUUGUCUUCCAGGUCAUACUGCGUGCGAUUUACUCAUUUUUUCGGACUGUCUCUUCACUCAAUUCCCUUUCGUUGAGAUAUUAACUUGAUCUCCUCCAAGUCAAGCUCCACACACGAUCUCAUUCUCUCGACGCUGGACGCGCAUUCAAAGACAAAAUGCCCGCCCACCUCAACCAUGAGGAGUUCUUCGCCUCUCUGACAUCCCUCCUAAACACAACCUCCCAAAAAGCCCGCGGCUCCGUCUACCUCACCCAGAAGCCCUUUCCCAGUACCGACAGCACCGACUCCCAACAACAACAACAACCGCCAGCCAUAUUGAUCCGCGCGACCGACGGCAAUACUAGCGCCCCAAAUCCGAAAACCAAGGCUAGCAAAACACCGGGAAAGGCGACACCCUCCAAGAAAGUCAAGCUGUCGACGGUCGUGAGCCCGGAGGAACUGGAGGCGUUCUAUGCGCGGUACGCGGAGGUGUGUAAGGCUGGGAUGACAGGGUUGAAGAAGCGCGACCGGAAGAAGAAGAAUGCCAAGGGGAAGGCCGCGGGCAAGGUGCAGAAGGCCUGAAGUUGGGCCUGUCGGUGGGAGGAUAGGAAGCUAUGUUGUUGGGAUCGGGUGGAUUGGAGGGCGUCCUCGGGAUGAAAUGGAAACCGUGCCUGUGGGGUAUUGCAUUACUGAGCAUGGUGCUUGAGGACAGGACUGAAGGGGGUCGGGCCGGCCCAACAUGCAUCCUGUUCAUUGUGUGGUCGAUUGCAUCUAUUAGGCGUUUUAUGAGGUUAUGUCUCACUUGUCAUAUAUCAAUCAAGAGUUUUGUAAAAAUGGGUUCACGGAGC